CUGAACAAUAGAUAUCGCGGUGAUAAGUGGUACUUGUGUAACGCAAACUAUUACUUGAACGCGGAAUAAAGAUACACAGCACUAUCCCGACGCGCCAGAUACAAAACUCAUCCAACGCCGCCGCUGCCGCUGCCGUCGUCGUCGUCGUUCGCUUUCGCGCGCUCGCUCUUUCGUCGCAAACAUGACGGAACCGCGUAUGCGCCUACGCCAAAAAGGCCAGCAAUUCCCAACACAAGACUUAGAAGCCUUCCUCCUCGCCUUCGGCGACAACGACUAUCCCCUCCCGGAAACCGUCCGCGUCCUCGACGAAAUAAUAACAGACUACAUCAUCGAAACAUGCCACGAAGCCGCGUCGGUGGCGCACCACGCGCGGCGCGCGAAGAUCAAACUUGACGAUUUUAAAUUCAUGCUGCGCAGGGAUACGGGGAAGCUGGGCAGGGUGAGUGAAAUGCUGGAGACGGAUAAGGAGUUGAAGCGGAAGAGGAAGGCGUUUGAUACGGAUGAGGGGGCGGUGCUGGCGGAUAAGGAGAGGGCUGGAGAGAGGGUGGUGGAGGGAGGGAAGGAGGGGGUGGAUGGGGGGGAGAAGGGGAGGGGGAAGGAGGAGGAUGAGAGGAGGAGGAAGAAGAAGAAGAAGAGGAGGGAGGAGGAGGGCGUGGGGAAGAGUGCGUGAUGGGUUUGAGUGCCGGUGGUCCUGUAUUGCUGUAAAAGAAAAAGAGAGCGGCAGAGAGUGAAUGGAGAUUGUGCGUUAUGGGAUGCAUGGGCGAUUAGUAUACGGAAUAAGGAUACCCCAAAGAAGAAUGAAAUUGAAUCAUUGCCAA
This is a messenger RNA of Bipolaris sorokiniana ND90Pr, 818 nucleotides long. RefSeq lists its product as uncharacterized. Gene Ontology annotation, molecular function: protein heterodimerization activity. The transcript is spliced from 2 exons. Gene Ontology annotation, cellular component: transcription factor TFIID complex. Lineage: Eukaryota; Fungi; Ascomycota; Dothideomycetes; Pleosporales; Pleosporaceae. Gene Ontology annotation, biological process: transcription by RNA polymerase II; RNA polymerase II preinitiation complex assembly. The record is from RefSeq and is a predicted model, not a curated record. Bases 182 to 670 code for a protein of 162 amino acids.